Messenger RNA from Penicillium macrosclerotiorum, 1245 nucleotides. RefSeq lists its product as uncharacterized. Gene Ontology annotation, molecular function: protein kinase activity; ATP binding. The transcript has a single exon. The record is from RefSeq and is a predicted model, not a curated record. Gene Ontology annotation, biological process: protein phosphorylation. NCBI's taxonomy places the organism in Eukaryota, Fungi, Ascomycota, Eurotiomycetes, Eurotiales, Aspergillaceae. The coding region runs from base 1 to 1245 and encodes 414 amino acids.
AUGAUCAAUCCCGCAUACAGGUUUUUCUCCAGCAGCCAAGUCUACUUCGGCUUAAGCGAAAUUCCGGGAGUCGAAACCCAUUGGGAUGUUUGGGAUUGGAAUCAGCUACGGUUGAUCAAGAUCAAAGGCACUAAUAAUAUUUUACCGCCUGACGCGGAUGUUGAACUUCGAGUUUCAUCGCAAUUUGCCGAUUAUCUAUCGCCCACGGUCUGCGCUAUUACAGUCGACGACGAUGGGCUCCUUACUGGAAUCUCGACGGAUAUAGAAGAUGACGAUACCAAUUUCAUUGCGUAUCUUCCGUUUUCAGUCUUGACCUCACUCGAAAACUGCCGUAUUGCAGAUUGUCGUACGAUCAAAUACUCUGAACUUCAAGAAGUAGAUCGGCUUGGACCGGGAGUGGAUCUCUCAUUUUAUGUAGACGAAUUUGGGUCUUCACGAAAAGUCGCUUUUAAAUUUGAACCUGCCGGGAAGCCUCUCAGACUACAGAUGGCUUGGAAUGAGCUAAACCUUCUUGCUCUUCUACCACCACAUCCGAAUCUCGUCCCACUUGAUCGCGUUGUUCUCGAAGAUACAGAAUCUCGCGUCAUUGGAUUCACUACUAAAUAUAUUUCCGGUGGAACUCUCGCCGAUCAUCCUGAAAUACCCCUCCGAUUUGAAUGGUUGAAGCAGUUAACCCAGGUUGUGGAUUUCCUCAAUCUCGAACUUGGUGUAAUGCAUCAAGAUAUUGCACCUCGAAAUCUGCUUAUCGAUCCCGAUACAAGCGGCAUACUUCUAUUUGACUUUAAUUGGGCCUUCUACGGAGAAUCUUUGCUUGAGGGUCGAGAUGACGUGUCUAACGUCGUAUAUACAUUAUACGAGCUAGUCACAAACGAUACCCAUUUCUCAAGUAUCCCAUACGAGGAUCGAAAUAUUGAUAUAUCACAGGGCUCUGAGUGGACAUGCAAACGCGAACUAGACUCAGAUAUAUCGAAAUUUCGGAAUUUUCUGAACGAGUGGGUAACAAGAAGGAAGUCCAACGAGUCUACGAGAAUAUAUUGUAAUCCACCUAACCGGCUUACUUGGCCGGAGCAACCAACACCACUUGAUUACAGUGUGCCUUUUGAGCUAGGUGAGACCGAUGACGGGGAGCCGUUUUAUGCAACAGGCCCACGAUUAAGGCGCACGGCGAUUGGGAAAGGGCAGUAUUGUUUCCGCUGGGAAAGACCACCGCAAAGCAGGUUAGGUUUAGGAAGCAGUAACAGAUAG